This is a messenger RNA of Fusarium sp. VM40, 1728 nucleotides long. The record is from the annotation of a GenBank genome assembly. NCBI's taxonomy places the organism in Eukaryota, Fungi, Ascomycota, Sordariomycetes, Hypocreales, Nectriaceae.
AUGACUGUUACUACACAACCACAACCGGCGUCUUCGGCCUCUUCAACAACCGCCAACGGGACCGAUCUCGAGUCUCAGCAGAACAAAUCCAAGUCCUCUCAUUUCAGUCUUAUCCUCGACCAAGCAGGUAUCACUGAUGCUGUCCUCAACUACAAAUAUGCAGGCGAAGGUACAACGGAAUCGCCAUAUCUCGUCGAGUUCCUCCCAAACGACCCUCGCAAUGCCUUGAACUUCUCUCAGUCUAAGAAGUGGUUGAUCACCAUCCUCCAGGCCAUAGCAACACUCGCAGUUGCAUUCGCUAGUACGGCAUACAGUGGGGGUCUGACUUCUAUCCUCAUGGAGUUCCAUGUAUCGACUGAGGUUGUUAUUCUUGGUAUCUCCAUGUUCGUUCUCGGCUUCGCUAUUGGACCGCUUUUCUGGGCACCUCUUUCAGAGCUCUAUGGUCGUCAAAUCCCAUUCUUCAUCUCUUACUUGGCAUUGACAGCGUUUAAUGCUGGUGCUGCUGGCGCUCCGACGAUGGCGGCCCUGAUAGUCCUCCGGUUCUUUGCUGGUGCCUUCGGAUCAUCGCCGUUGACUAAUGCAGGCGGUAUUAUCGCCGACAUGUUUGAGGCUCGCGAGCGUGGACUUGCUACGGCUUUCUUUGCUAUGGCUCCUUUCCUUGGUCCUACUAUUGGUCCCAUUGCCGGUGGUUUCUUGGGUGAGCAGGCAGGCUGGCGCUGGGUAGAGGGCAUGAUGGCCAUCUUCACUGGAAUCGUGUGGAUUGUCGUCUCAUUAGUUAUCCCCGAGACCUAUGCGCCGUAUCUCUUACGCCACAGAGCAGCAGUUCUCUCCAAGGAAACUGGGAAGGUUUAUAUCUCCAAGGUUGAUGUUGGCCGCCCUCAUCACACUGUCGCCAUGCAAUUCAAGAUCGCCCUACUUCGCCCAUGGGUCCUGCUCUUCAAGGAGCCCAUUGUCCUACUCACCUCUAUCUACAUGGCUAUUAUCUAUGGUACACUGUACCUCUGCUUUGCCGCUUUCCCGAUUGUUUUCCAGCAGGGUCGCGGAUGGAGCCCAGGAGUCGGAGGACUUGCCUUCGUUGGUAUAGCCGUGGGGAUGAUAUUUGCGGUUGUUGGCACUAUUAUGGACCAAAAGAGGUAUAUGCGUGCUGCCGAAGCCGCAGGCGGCCAUGCUCCUCCUGAGGCAAGACUACCCCCUACACUGGUUGGCUCGAUACUUAUCCCGGUCGGUUUGUUUUGGUUUGCUUGGACCAACGGGCCUGAUGUUCAUUGGAUUGUGUGCAUUAUUGGCUCGGCUGUAUUCUCUACUGGUCUGGUUUUAGUGUUCCUCUCCUUGUUGAACUACCUGGUUGACUCAUAUGUUAUCUUCGCUGCUUCUGUAUUGGCAGCAAAUUCGGUCCUCCGCUCCCUUUUCGGCGCCGCAUUCCCGCUCUUCACGACGUACAUGUACCACGAUCUCGGCAUCCACUGGGCCAGCUCCAUCCCGGCGUUCUUAGCCGUUGCUUGCGUGCCCUUCCCGUUCCUGUUCUACAAAUAUGGCGAGACCAUCCGCAUGAAGUGUGAGUUUGCCGCCGAAGCUGCCAACGUGCUGCAGCGCAUGCGCACCAAGCACGAGGUUAUCAGCGAGGACCAGGCCGCUGAAGAGGCGCACGAGGCCGAGCUGGAGCGCCGCGUGAGCAAUGCACUUCGGCGUAGCUUGACAAAGACACGCACGAACACGUCUACUAGCUGA